Molecule: messenger RNA, 566 nt
Organism: Gastrolobium bilobum
Lineage: Eukaryota; Viridiplantae; Streptophyta; Magnoliopsida; Fabales; Fabaceae
Product: basic form of pathogenesis-related protein 1-like
Exons: 1
Coding region: 25-513 (162 amino acids)
Cellular component (GO): extracellular region
Source: RefSeq, a predicted model, not a curated record
CAUAACCAAACAAGAACAAAAAAAAUGAGGUCCCCAAGCCAUGUGAUCUUAGCCAUUAUUUUCUUCAUAUACUGUUCAACCUUGUCUUACAUUUCUUUAGCCCAGAGCUCCCCUCAAGACUUCCUUGAUGUUCAUAAUCAAGCUCGUGCAGAGGUUGGUGUUGCUCCACUCUCAUGGAAUCACACCCUCGAAGCCUAUGCUCAGAACUAUGCCAACGAGAGAAUCAGUGACUGUGACUUGGAGCACUCUAUGGGGCCUUUUGGUGAGAAUCUUGCUGAAGGAUACGGUGAAAUGAAGGGUUCAGACGCGGUGAAGUUUUGGCUAACUGAAAAGCCCUAUUAUGAUUACCAUUCCAACUCUUGUGUUCAUGAUGAGUGCCUGCAUUAUACUCAGAUUGUUUGGAGCGGUUCGGUUCAUCUUGGGUGUGCUAGAUCAAAGUGUAACAAUGGCUGGAUGUUCGUCAUUUGCAGCUAUUCCCCACCAGGCAACGUUGAAGGCGAAAGACCUUAUUGAUUCUCUUUGCUUUGCUUUUUUAUAUUAUAAUAUUAUCUAGUAUCUCCUUGUGU